Molecule: messenger RNA, 1260 nt
Organism: Aegilops tauschii subsp. strangulata
Lineage: Eukaryota; Viridiplantae; Streptophyta; Magnoliopsida; Poales; Poaceae
Product: serpin-ZXA-like
Molecular function (GO): serine-type endopeptidase inhibitor activity
Source: RefSeq, a predicted model, not a curated record
AUGGCCGACGCAGUCCGUGACGGGCAGACGGCCCUGGCGCUCCGGCUCGCCAAGCACCUCGCGGAGGACGGCUUCGCCGGCAAGAGCAAGAACAUGGCGUUCGCGCCUCUGUCAAUCCACGCGGCGCUUGCGCUCGUUACCGCGGGGGCGCGCGGUGCCACGGAGGCCCAGCUGCUCAGCUUCCACGGCGCGCCGUCGGCGGCUGAUCUGGCCGCCUUCGGGCGGCGCGUGGCGGAUACCGUCCUCGCCGACCAGAUGGAGGACGAGAGCGCCCCCCGCGUGCUCUUCGGCGGCGGUGUCUGGGUCGACGCUUCCUGCGGCGGGCUCAAGAAAGCCUUCCGGGACGUAGCCACCAAGUCCUACAAAUCGCAGGCUCGCACCGUCAACUUUGCCGAUGAUCCGGAGGAAGCAGUGGAGAUCAUCAACGACUGGGUGAAAAAGGCCACGAACAACCUCAUCAACUCCCUCUUUUUUCCGAGCGACAUCAACGCUGACACCGCCCUCGUGGUCGCCACCGCGGUCUACUUCAAAGGCCUAUGGCGCAAUCCGUUCCACCGGGCCAACACGUCGCCUCGCCAGUUUCACCUUCUCGACGGCAGCUGCGUCAAGGCAAAGUUCAUGAGCAAGUCUUCUCAAUCCCAGUUUAUCUCUUGCUUGGAUGGUUUCAAGGUUCUCAAGCUUCCCUAUCUGGGCCCAUGGAAAACCAAGGCAGAUGCCGCCCACGCAGCUCCUCUCAAGAGUCGCGGCGGUCCAGGCGCCGCUGCAGCUGUCGACGCUGAUGACACUCAGUUCAGCAUGCUUUUCUUCCUCCCCGAUGAACAACUCGGCAUCGCGAACAUGGUGGACAUGAUCACUGCUGCGCCAAGCUACCUGCAGAGCAUCCUACCCAAGACGAUGGUGGAGAAUGUCCAGGUUACGCUGCCCAAGUUUGAGAUCUCCUUUGACUGGGACCUUGGAAAGGACCUCCAACGGCUGGGGCUCUCGCUGCCGUUCUCUCGCGACGUGGGUGACUUGCGAGGCAUGUUCCAGAAGCCUGACAUGCGGAGGCCCAUGUUCGUGACUAAGGCCAUGCAGAAGGUGAUCAUCAAGGUGGACGAGGCAGGGACCGAGGCCGCUUCGAUCAUGCGCGGGUUUUGUGGUGGUGGUCUGCCGCCGGACAUGGUUCCGUUUGUUGCCGACCACCCGUUCAGUUUCCUCAUCAUGGAGGAGCGGUCUGGAGUGAUCGUUUUCGCCGGCCAUGUCCUUGACCCUACCAAGUAA